This is a messenger RNA of Micropterus salmoides (largemouth bass), 4232 nucleotides long. It is a transcript of the gene cd83, whose product is annotated as CD83 molecule. Bases 105 to 773 code for a protein of 222 amino acids. NCBI's taxonomy places the organism in Eukaryota, Metazoa, Chordata, Actinopteri, Centrarchiformes, Centrarchidae. The record is from RefSeq and is a predicted model, not a curated record. The transcript is spliced from 5 exons.
CGCCUUAGUGUUAGUUUCGCUUUCGAGGUCCUGCCUAUAUAUGACAUUGCCCGUCGAGUGGUUCACAGACCGAUCUGCUUCUUUCUCACAAUUUCAUCGUCAUAAUGUCUCCAGGUUUCCUCCACCUCGCUCUACUUCUGUCACUGUUGUGCCUUGCUGUGGGUGCGCCUGUUCAGGAGGAAAUGCCUGAGGUUAAAUCCGUUGUUGGUGCGGAUUGUACUCUUCAGUGUACCGCUAAAUCCAAGCCUGGUGUCCAGUACAGCGCCCUGAGAUGGUACAAGGUCAAAGAGGCUCCGGCGCCUGGUCUUAGCGGCCUUUUGACCCGAGACCUCACCACCGGCAUGACGCGACUGUACAGGGGCGUGGAGCGAGAAGUGGAGCUGCUGACAGAGUCUAGCAGCAUCUUCCUGCCUAGCGUGACGUGUGCUGACCGUGGCGUGUACAGCUGUCACCUGGCAGCACCUGUGGGGGAGCAGAACCAGGAUGGAGAGGUCCUUCUCAACGUGACAGAUUGUGCUGACACUCCCACGGAAAACCAGACAAUCCCGAUGACAGAUGCUUACAUGGUUAUUAUUGCAACAGCGGUGCUGAUGGUUGCACUUGUCAUAUUCAUAAUAAGCUAUGUUAGCCUGAAGAAUACCAUCAAAGGCAAAAACAAGACAACAAAUAAAGAAAGGUUAUUGAACGCAUCGCUCAAACCUCUUGAAAAAAAGGACUUAAUGAUGAUCUAUACAUUGGGUCCUAAACCCACGAUGAAGCAUGUCUGCGUUUAAAGACAAAGCCUGUGCAGAAAAAUCCUACUGCAGGAGAAAUAAUUCCAGGACGACUCCACAAAAUAGCUUCUUUGAUAUCUAUAACUGGUCGUCAGUUGGUGCCACUCGUAUGAAAAACAGAUGAAAAUCUCCAGAUUUGACUGAAACAAUGAAAAAUUCCUCCAACGAAAAGUCCAGUUUAAUUAGACAACUCAUAAUCACGAUCGCAGACUUCUUUUCCAUGAUGCCCUCUAAUCUAAACAUCAGCUGAGGACGAGGACCAACUCGUAGAAAACCCUUCAGAAGCUACAACAAAUGUGGACACAGAGCGGGGUCUUCCUAACCCGGACUGCCAGGAAGCACAGAGUUAAGCACAGGCCGGUGAAUCUAGAAGAGGCCAGGAGGAGGAGGUAGCAUGGUUGCAUCUCCUGUCCACAUGCUGAAGUUUCCUUGGGCAAGACACUGAACCCCAUCUUGCUCCUGAGGGUCAGGCCAGCACGCAUCAGUGUGUGAGUGAGUGUGAAUGAUUAAAGAUGAACUGUUGGGCUGUUUCUUCCCAUCUAUGUGCAGUGUACGUGUAUCAAAACACCUUAAAGAGACAUCUGCUGAACAGCGGCCACUGUGGCCACAAGAGGCAUCUACGGCAUGAGAGUAAAAUUUAAAGUGUAGUGUACGGCAAUUUAUACUUCUGUUAGAUAUCGUAGCGAUGAAGAAGACAAAAGUUAACACAGUGGUACAUAGAACAUAGUGGAACAUGGUUGUUGUGCUUUUUGUGCCUCUCGAGUUCAGGGGGCUUUAAGACAGAUCUUCUCUUUGCCUUGUUGCUGUAGCUGCAUUUCGCACAUGAUUAUUCGGUCACAUCACUUUAUUUUAUGCUCUUGUCAAGAUCACAACCUUUGAAACGAAUGCUGAAUCUGAAUUGCAGGAUGUCGAGGUGAAUUGUAGGAAGUUGUGCAGGGUAAAAUUAGGGACCAUGACUGAGGAUGAAUGAACAAGGACAGGAAGUAGAAUUACAAUCCAGUUAGUGUGUCCAGGUGUGACGGAUAAAGGAGUGUGGAUCUUGGAAUUGAGAUGAAUGACAUUAAAGCUACAAACAGAGGGACUAGAACACCCCUCUGCAUGAUACCGUAUACCUUUUGUUGUUUUUAAGUCUCUAAAAGUUCUCAUUUGUUAUUUGUAUGUGCAUGUACCAAAUUGUUUUUUUAUUCUUUGUAUUUUUUUUAUAGCUUUAUAUGUAAUUUAAUGUUGCAUUAAAACUUGACUUGACUUGACUUACUGUGACUUCUGAACUUGUAAAAACAUAAAAUCAAUUGAAUUUAAAAGGUUUUUAUCUAUUUCAUAUUUGAACAGCAGAAAAUCAGGAAAUCAGAUUCAAGAUUCCACAUCUGCAGAAGAAAUGUGUCUGUUGCAAAGACCAGUGUGGACAGAGCUGUAAAAAUGGCUUGCAAACUGAACAUAGUUUGUACGUUUAUAUCUUUUUUUAUCACGUGCGGAGGUGAAAAACUCCUACCCACGUGUUGCAGCAGCUUUAAUUCCCCUCAAAAAACUGAACUGAAUGACAUUUUCUUACACCUCUGCUCUCGGCUACAUAAAUAAUCUCUGACCUUUAUUUUGAAACUGGGAAACUCCCACAGCGAGCCAUGUCAUUUACUGUCGGGGCUUUUUUGUAAUUUAGCACUUCUUCUUUGAAAACAGUCUGAAAUGCACAUGACAUGUUUUUAUUUGUGGAGCUACAAAGAAUAACAACAGAUAUACCUAUGUCACAAUGUCUUAUUUAUAUUAUUAUAUCUUUAAUGUCAAAGACUGCUAAGUUACCUGGCUCAGUUUAAGAAUAUUGUAUGUAGAUUUCUGUUUUAUAAGACUUUUUAGUGGUAAAAAUGUAAAACUAAAGAAUGGACAGAGGAGUACACUGAGGAAAUGAAGGCCCGUUGCUUAGAGUUCACCUCACACCUGCAAAAAGAAUGAAAAGUGUGUAGUACUGUGUGUUAUAUAUAGGAUUUGGGGCUUUUAGCAUGUUGAAAUGCCAGACAGUGAGACACUUUGAAGGCAGAUGGUUCUUGUUGUUAUUGUUGUGUUCUUUAUGAGCCAAUAGAAGAGAGAAAUGGAUCUUAUGAUUCUGAGAUCAGUUAUGAAUUGAGAAGAGAAAGCUACUGGUGCUUGUACAACUUUGGUUUGUUGACUUGUCUGAAACAGUGCUGACAGUGUAGUGGGUUUUUCUCAGGAGUUUUUUCAAGGCAUAAAUGUUGACUAGGCUUAUUCAGGGUUACACGAGUUACCUAUGUGAUUGUGUUUGUUGUUUAUCUGCUGUACUGUGCAUUUCAGGUUUUCAUGACAGGAAAUUAAAGCAGUAGCUUGUAUAUGACAGAAAUAAUGUGUUUAUAGGGGAAGUCCAUCUAAAGUGCUGCUAUGAGUUUCUAUUCUGCAAAAUGGAUCUGUUUUCAGGUCAGUGAAAGGAAGUUUUCUUCCAAAAAACAUAAAGGCAUAAGGAGAAAUAACUCAUAACAUGUCUCCCUCACUGGGUUUUAACUAAAUAUCAUGUCUUGUAGUUUUAGUAGUAUACUAGUAGUGUAAUAUGCCUAUUUAAUAACAACUAAACUGUUAAAUGUAUUUGGAUGAGCUGCAUUUACAUCAUUAUCAAGUUUUGGCAAAAGCUGGACCACAAUAAAACAAUUUUAACCUCUCACAGUGCACAUUUUUAUUACCCUCCAAUUGACAUAUUAGCAUUUCAGAGAGACAGUGUUAGGAUGUAAAACACUUCCAGAUUUGAAAGUGGUCGUCAGAAGAGACAGGUUUCUCUUCAAAAAUGGCGCCCAAAUUGAAGCAGACGAGGUCGAGAUGUCCUGACUUUUAGUUGCUCGUGUAGGUAAAGCUCCAAAAAAACCCUGGAUACAACAUUUGAAUUGUAAUCAUGAGAAGAAAUCUGACCUUCAUAUGUAUAAUUGGUGGAGUUCCCCUUGAACUAAAUGAAAGAAAUUGUGCUUAAAGGUCACAGAACAGUGACCUUUCCAUCCUACUGUUUAUUGUUUUGAAAUCUACAGCAGCCCACAAAGCAGGCAUGUGGUUUUAAUCACUAAGGUGGUAUGGUUUAUUCUCAGUUUCAUUAUUGUUGUUGUUGUUGUUAUUGUUUUCUUUCUUCAUUUAUGUUCCACUUUUUUGUUAAUAACUGAUGUAAAUUUUGAAAUGAUUUUGGGUAUGACGACACGCAUGUUAAAAAAUACUUUGGAAAGCAGAUAGAUUAUUUAAAAUUAUUGAUUUGUGGACAGGGUGUGGGAUUAAAUACGUUCUUCUCUUCCCCUCACUCCCUUUUGAAUAUGUAAACAAAUUGACAAAUGUUUCAAAAAAUUUCCUUUUGGCUGUAAUUAUUAUUAUUAUUGAUUUAUUAUAUCAUUAUUUAAUCAUUUUGGUUUGUUUCAAUUAUUCUUUCUAGUCUGAUGUUUCUGUUUUACACAUAUUCACAAUAAACACUUAAAAUGAAAUGGA